AUGCUUCGAUUGUGCACAACACCGUUCUGGGAGCAUCAUGUUCUCAAUUCAACGUAUCCGUACGUCCCAAAAUGCUUCCGUCAUACCGUCCUUCAAUGGAUUCCAAUAAGUAUUUUCUGGAUAGCUGUACCAUUAUGGUUGUAUAUGUUACCGAAACGAAAAUCUCAACCACGAGCACUGAAAAUAUCAACUCUAUUCAUGGUGAAAACAAUUCUUACUGGUUUAUUUAUUCUUAUUCAAAUUUCUCGUAUUAGUUAUUCUGCUAUUAAAUUAAAUGAGCCAACAUUGUAUGCGAUCUUACUGGCAUCAUUUUUCUAUCUAAUCACAUCACUUUUUACUCUAUGGACUAUGAAUUACGAUCGAUUGAAGGGUAUGUUCUCAUCGGGAUUACUCUGCAUCUUUUGGCUAUUGGUCACAUUAACUAGCCUACCGGAUGUUAUUGACUAUUCUGUUGUAUUUUCUCAACAAAUCAAGCACUUUCGAUAUGUGACAUUAUAUAUAGAAUUAAGUAUAAUUUUAUUCCAUUUUUUAUUUGCAUUGAGUUUAUUCAUUGCUAAUUGUUUCGCGGAAAAGCAUUCUUUCGUGAAAUCGACAACAGAUGAACAACCUGUAUUUCUUGAAUCUUAUGUCAGUCUUCCAUCGAAACUGUUUUUUGAAUGGGUGACACCUUUGAUUCUGCAAGGUUAUAGAAAACCAUUGACAGAAAAAGAUUGUUGGCAACUACCAGCAUCCGAACAGACAGUUACUGUUGUUCGACAAGUACAAAAGACUCUAGACAGUCAAAUACCACAGAUUCCAAAAUAUACGAAUGGCUAUUUACAAUCGAAUGAAAUCAAAGACGAGAAUGAAAAUCUUCUGACUGAUCAACCUGAGGUUCACGUGAAGAAACCAUCCUCGAAACAUCAAAGACCACUUGUGCUAUGGCGUGCACUUUUUCGAACAUAUCGCCAUCGCCUCAUCGCAGGUGGACUCUUACGAGUUUUCGAAAACUGUACAUUAUUCGUUGGUCCUUUCAUGUUAAAGCAACUAUUGAAUUUUUUUGCGGAUCCGACAAAACCGAAAUGGUUGGGAAUUUUCUAUGCACUUGUAUUGAGUGCGGCUGUGUUUUGUCAGAUAUUAGUCUUACGAGCUUAUUUUCAAAACCAGUUCAUUGUUGGACUUCGAUUCCGUUCGGCCAUAACUGGUCUAGUAUACCGCAAAAGUUUAAGAUUGUCCAAUUCAGCGAAACAACAAACAACAACGGGUGAAAUUGUCAACCUGAUGGCGAUCGACGCUUCGCGAUUUGCCGAAGUCACUCAUCACAUCCAUGUUCUAUGGUCAGGUCCAUUUCAAUUGAUUUUUGCGUUUAUUUUUCUCUAUCGACAAAUGCAAUGGGCAAUCAUACCUGGCGUUCUUUUAUUGAUUAUUAUGAUACCAACGAAUUCAUACCUACAGAGAAUUCAAAAACGGCUAACCACGAAGCAGAUGCUCGUAAAAGAUCAACGUAUAAAAACAAUGAAUGAGAUUUUGAACGGUAUUCGAGUUCUCAAAUUAUAUGCCUGGGAAGUGGCAUUCAUGCGUUCAAUUCUUCAUAUCCGCGAAAAAGAAUUGAAAUACAUACGACUAAAAGCGAUUAACAGUGCAACGAUAAGUAUGCUUGCGACAUUUACACCAAUCUUGGUUGGAGUAUUGACCUUUGCUACAUACGUUCUUUCGUCUGAUAAGAACAUUCUGACAGCUGAUAAGGCAUUUGUAUCAUUAGCACUAUUCAAUUUACUUCGUGGACCGCUGAAUUCUUUUCCAAAUGUUAUUAGCAGUGUUGUCGAAGCACGAGUGGCAAAUGCACGCAUUCAAAAGUUUUUGAAUCAUCAAGAACUCGAUGAAGCUGUUGUUGAUAAAGUGCCAUUAGGAUUGGAUAAAAAUUCAGUGAAAAUCGAACGUGGCUCUUUCCGUUGGUCAGAUAAUGUGGAAGAUCCAUUGAUUUUAAAGGAUAUCAACGUUCAGAUUCGACAAGGUUCACUUGUCGCGAUUGUUGGUAGUGUCGGCGCUGGUAAAAGUAGUCUCUUAGCAGCAUUGCUCGGUGAAAUGAAUAAGGCACGCGGGUAUGUCAGUAUUUCGGGUCUGAUUGCUUAUGUUCCGCAAACAGCAUGGAUCAUGAAUACAACAUUGAAAGAUAACAUUCUUUUCGGUCGGGAUUAUGAUAAACAAUUGUAUGAUAAAAUUAUUGAGGCUUGCGCUUUAAAACAUGAUCUGGAUGUACUUCCAGCAGGAGAUAGGACAGAAAUUGGGGAAAAGGGUAUCAAUCUAUCCGGUGGUCAACGGCAACGAGUAUCAUUGGCACGCGCAUUGUAUAGCAAUGCAGAUAUUUAUCUAUUGGAUGAUCCUUUAUCUGCUGUUGAUGCACAUGUCGGUGCUCAUAUUUUUCGACAAGUCAUCGGACGAAAAGGAUUGAUGCGUGACAAAACACGUCUCUUAGUGACACAUGGCGUUUCUCAUUUGCAUAAAUGUGAUAGUAUUAUGGUGAUAAAUGAUGGUGAAAUAGCUGAUCAAGGUUCAUACAAUGAAUUGAUUCGAAGAAGCAAAACCUUACGAGAUUUCAUACACUCGACUGCAAUAUCUGAUUCCGAUGAAUUUGUGCGUCGUGCUAGUGAGACUGAAAGUAUUAGAAGUCUGCCGAGUGUCCCACAAGAAUUGAUUGAGAAUCAUUCUGGCGAACACGAAGAAGAAGAACAGAUAGUCAGUGUUGAAAUUCCAGAAGAGGAGACCAAGAUCAUACAGAAAGAAACUAUUCAAACAGGUUCUGUCAAACUGAAUGUUUUUUCUGCCUACAUACGUGCAAAUCGACUACCGAUGGUUGGGUUAAUAUUAAUGCUGUUUUCUAUGACCAUCUGUGCAGCUUUCAGUGCAAAUGUUUGGAUGUCUCGAUGGACGGACGAAGCAAAAUCUCGUAAAGCAUCCAAUAAUCAAAUUCGUAACAUGGUGAUAUAUUCCAUAUUAGGUGCUACCCAAGGUAUUUUCGCGUUUUCUAUGCAGAUGAUUCAAAAGCUUGCGGCCUUUGCUGCUGGUCGAAGACUUCAUUGGAUCAUUCUUGUUGGAAUACUCCGUGCUCCAAUGUCUUUCUUCGACACAACACCUCUCGGUCGUAUCAUCAAUCGGUUCGCUAAGGAUAUUGAUGCAGUCGAUGGGACCUUACCUUCUUCAAUCUCUCAAGUAUUGACUACACUUAUCACUGUGAUUGUUACAAUAACUAUCCUCAUCUAUGGUUCUUGGUUCGCAAUCAUCGAACUGAUACCUCUAGCUCUUCUCUUCGCCUUUAUUCAACGGGUGUACGUGUCAUCUUCACGACAACUUCGCCGUCUCGACUCAGUGACACGUAGUUCGAUAUUCGCCAACUUUAGUGAAACAAUCCAAGGUCUUACUUCAAUUCGAGCUUACCAUGAACAACAACGUUUUAUCGAUUUGUCUGAUCAAUUCACGGAUAGGAAUAGCUCGUGUCAUCUGGCUAGCUCAAUAUGUAACAGAUGGUUAGCCGUUCGAUUAGAAAUGAUAGGCAAUCUGUUAACAUUACUGACAGCUAUUACUGCCGUUUUUGUCCGUGAUCAUUUAUCGGCAGGAACUGUAGGACUGAUGAUAACAUAUGCGAUGCAAAUCAACCAGGCACUCAAUUUACUAAUACGAAAUACAAGUGAAAUCGAAGCAAAUAUUGUCAGUGUAGAACGUAUUCAUGAGUAUGCCGAACUGACGCCGGAAGCUCCGUGGGAAAUACCAGAAAGAAAACCACCCGUGCAUUGGCCUACAAAUGGAAAUAUUCUAAUCUCAGAGUUAUCGACGCGAUAUAGAGAAAAUUUACAAUUGGUGCUGAAGAAUUUGACACUAGACAUUCGAUCUGGAGAAAAGAUUGGCAUUAUCGGUCGAACAGGUAGUGGCAAAAGUAGUUUAUGUUUAGCACUCUUUCGCAUCAUCGAACCGACGAAUGGCACGAUUAUUAUUGACGAUGUUGAUAUUCGUUUUAUCGGUAUACAUGAUCUCCGAUCAAAGAUUACCAUUAUUCCUCAAGAUGCAGUGAUUUUCGCUGGAACAGUGCGAUUCAAUGUUGAUCCAUUUGGUAACUAUAGUGACAUGGAAAUAUGGUCUGCACUAGAACUCGUAAACUUGAAAGAACGUAUUUGUACAGCAGACAAUGGACUGUCCUAUUUAUUAGCGGAGGGUGGUCAGAAUAUUAGUGCCGGUGAAAAACAACUGCUGUGUUUAGCACGAGCAUUGCUACGAAAGAGUAAAAUAUUCAUUCUCGACGAAGCUACUGCUGCCAUCGAUAUGGAAACUGAUCGACUGAUACAACUAACUAUUCGAUCAGUAUUCAAAGAUGCCACUGUAUUAACUAUUGCUCAUCGAUUACAUACAAUUUUAGAUAGCAGCAGAAUUCUCGUCCUCGCUAAUGGUACUAUCGAAGAAUUUGAUGAGCCACACAAAUUAGCUGCCGAUCCAAAUUCGAUAUUUUCCAAGUUGCUACAAAGUGCAAAUAUUUCACCGUUGGACAUCGGUCCAAAAAUAGAUAAUUAA
This is a messenger RNA of Adineta ricciae, 4539 nucleotides long. NCBI's taxonomy places the organism in Eukaryota, Metazoa, Rotifera, Eurotatoria, Adinetida, Adinetidae. The record is from the annotation of a GenBank genome assembly.